UUAAACCUCAGAAGAGGGCUGCCUCUCUCUCUCUCUCUCUCUCUCUGUUUCAGGCGCAUCCCUCCCCACCGAGCGAAGAUGGUGAAGAAGAGUAAAAAGAGUAAGAGUAAAAGAAUCCCAUUGAGGAAGAAGUACAAGGUGAUAAGGAAGGUGAAAGAGCACCACAAGAAGAAGGCGAAAGAGGCCAAAAAGCUUGGAUUGGGUCGCAAGCGCAAGGUCGAGAAGGACCCUGGUAUUCCCAAUGAUUGGCCUUUCAAGGAACAGGAGCUCAAGGCUCUCGAAGCUCGCCGGGCUCGCGCUCUUGAGGAAAUGGAGCAGAAGAAAGCCGCUCGCAAAGAAAGGGCUCAAAAGAGGAAGUUAGGGUUGCUAGAAGACGACGAUGUAUCAAAAUUGUCAGCGAAAGAAGAUGAAAAUAUUGGUGAUCGUUCUGCUGGGUUUGCGAAGGCCCGUGACAGCUCAGACAGGGCUUUCUACAAGGAAUUGGUGAAAGUGAUAGAAGCAUCAGAUGUCAUUUUGGAAGUUCUUGAUGCUCGGGAUCCCUUGGGCACCCGUUGUAUUGAUAUGGAAAAGAUGGUGUUGAAAUCCGGCCCUGAAAAGCAUCUUGUCUUGCUACUGAAUAAAAUUGAUCUUGUUCCUCGAGAAGCUGUUCAGAAGUGGCUCAAUUAUCUUCGGGAAGAAUUGCCGGCUGUGGCUUUCAAGUGUAGCACUCAGGAGCAGAGGUCGAAUUUGGGGUGGAAAUCUUCCUCAAAGGCAGCUAAAACGAGUAACCUUCUACAGACAAGUGAUUGUCUUGGAGCUGACACUCUUCUUAAAUUGUUAAAGAAUUACUCCAGAAGCCAUGAGAUCAAGAGAUCCAUUACAGUGGGCAUUAUUGGCCUGCCGAAUGUUGGUAAAAGUAGUCUCAUUAAUAGCUUGAAGAGAUCCCAUGUUGCCAAUGUUGGGUCCACUCCAGGAUUAACCAGAUCACUACAAGAGGUUCAGUUAGAUAAGAAUGUAAAACUGCUGGACUGUCCUGGUGUUGUGAUGCUUAGGUCUAAAGAAAAUGCUGUGCCUAUAACCCUUCGAAAUUGCAAAAGAAUUGAAAAGUUAGAGGACCCUAUCAGUCCAGUGAAGGAAAUUCUCAAGCUUUGUCCGGCCAAACUGUUGGUAACUAUAUACAAAGUCCCAAACUUUGAUUCGGUAGAUGACUUUCUGCAGAAGGUGGCUACUGUGAGGGGUAAGCUCAAAAAGGGUGGUGUUGUAGAUGUCGAAUCAGCAGCAAGAAUAGUUCUGCGUGACUGGAAUGAGGGAAAAAUUCCAUAUUACACUAUGCCCCCAGUUAGGACUCAAGAUGAACCUUCAGAAGCAAGGAUUGUUUCAGAGCUUAGCAAAGAGUUUAACAUCGAUGAAGUGUACUGUGGAGAAUCGUCGUUCAUUGGGAGCCUCAAGUCUGUUGAUGAUUUCCAGCCCGUUGAAGUUCCUCCAAGCCAGCCUUUUAAAUUUGACGAAGACAUGGUAGAGGACGAUGGAGAACAACGAAUGUCAACUCAAGGGGAAGGAACUUCCCACAUGGCUGAUGAUAAUGAUAGUGAUGGUGAUGACCAGUUGUUGGAACCCGAAGAGGAUGAUGAUGCGGGCAAGGCAAAGGGAAAGACGGCUACGAGCAGGCAAAAUGAGAAGCUGUAUGCUGCAGAAGGUAUGCUUAAUACAAAGUUGAAAAGGGCAGAAAAGAAGAGAAGGAAAAAAACCAAUAAAUCAAACCCGGUAGAUGCUCUGGAUGACGACUAUGACUUCAAGGUGGAUUACAUCAAGAAGGGAUCUGCGAUGGAUGUUAGUGAUGAGAGUGGAGAAGAAUAAUUAAAGGAUUAGCUGGUACGGGAAGUGGAAAUCUUGUUCGCCUUCAGAUGCUUGGCGAUUCCUGUAUGGGCUGGCUCAAUUUCUUUAUUGUCUUGUCAGAGUUCGUUUUUGUCCCCCUUUUUUUUCUCUGUUUUAAGAAAAUUUCAGUGUCUGGAAUUGGAUUCACUUACAAAUAUAAGAAAAUUUUGUGUUAUGAUA
Molecule: messenger RNA, 2034 nt
Organism: Morus notabilis
Lineage: Eukaryota; Viridiplantae; Streptophyta; Magnoliopsida; Rosales; Moraceae
Product: guanine nucleotide-binding protein-like NSN1
Exons: 9
Coding region: 79-1836 (585 amino acids)
Cellular component (GO): nucleolus
Molecular function (GO): GTP binding
Source: RefSeq, a predicted model, not a curated record